AUGGCCCUUAACAAAGAACUGUCCACUACCUACGACCAGUUUCUUGAAACUGCCCCUAAGGAAAUAUCUUCCGUCAUAGUGGAUGCAGCCAGCAACUUCAAAAGCGUUUACGACCCUGCUAAGGCGAUCCAGCCCGGGAGCCCCUUUCCACAAUUUCAAUUGAGCGAUGCGAUCGGCAACAAAGUUUCAUUGAAUGAUCUCCUUGCUAAAGGGCCUAUCCUGGUAUCUUUUUACCGGGGUGAGUGGUGUCCUUUCUGUAACGUCGAGCUACGUGCGCUCCAAACCCAUCUGGACGAGUUUCACCAGAAAGGCGUAACUUUGGUAGCUGUGUCUCCGGAGUUACCCAAUCAAUCUCUGUCUACGUCCGAGAAAUUAUCAUUGAAGUUUCCUGUGCUUUCUGACGUUGGCAAUCAGCUGGCGAAGAAUCUCGGUCUGUUGUUCCCACAGCCCGAGUCUAUGCGGGAUGUUUUCGACAAGUUUGGCGUGGAUUGGAACCAGCGGUACGGCAACGACAACCUGGAACUUCCGGUGCCUGCAACAUUCCUCGUUGAUAAAGAGGGAAUUGUGCGCAAUUCCUUUGUCAAUCCUGAAUACCAAUACAGAUUGGAUCCUGAGACUGCCCUCCAUUGGAUUGACCAGCUUUGA
This is a messenger RNA of Penicillium atrosanguineum, 645 nucleotides long. RefSeq names its product peroxiredoxin-like family protein. NCBI's taxonomy places the organism in Eukaryota, Fungi, Ascomycota, Eurotiomycetes, Eurotiales, Aspergillaceae. Bases 1 to 645 code for a protein of 214 amino acids. Gene Ontology annotation, biological process: cellular response to oxidative stress; cell redox homeostasis. Gene Ontology annotation, cellular component: cytoplasm. The record is from RefSeq and is a predicted model, not a curated record. The transcript has a single exon. Gene Ontology annotation, molecular function: thioredoxin peroxidase activity.